GCACAUAGUGCGUUCUAAUCAGCUACAUGUAUCUCUUUUUACCUUUAUCUCCCUCAUAUCUUCAUUUUUCUAAUCCCCCAUGAUUAUUUUCAUCAAGGUUCCAGAUGAAACAAGUACUCAAACAACAGAUAUUACUGUUCACCUUGUUGGUGAUUUUCAAUGGGUCGUUUUGUUUGGACCCAUUCUAUGAAGAUUGUGUCCCGAAACAUUGUGGCGAUGGUAUGAGCAUAAGAUUUCCAUUUUUCAUUAGAGGUUUACAUGAACCGCAUUGUGGGUACCCGGGUUUCGAGCUGGUUUGCAACGACGAUGGCCUCCCAGUUCUUAGUAUAUCUGGAAAUAACUACUCAUUUGAAAAUAUCGACUAUAAAGCAGGGUCUAUGCGCUUGCUGAAUUACCCGACCAUCACUUGCAACUCCUCAAUCACAAACGUAACACUUGGUGGAAACCUGUUUUGGAUGUAUGGCAGCUCAACUUCGGAACUUGUUUUUCUUACGGAUUGUACUAAGGAAGUGCCCAAGAAUCUGACGAGGUAUAUGAUUGGGUCUUGUGACCCAGCCGUCCAGUUGGUUAUGCUUAGUGAUGACUCAAAUUUGGGGAGCGCAAAAGAAGUUUGUACUCAGGUGGUUGUGGCGCUAGUGGAAGAGCAGGAUGGAGAAAGGCGGAAGAAAGUGGUGGUGGACGGAGGAAAUUAUGCGGAGGUAGUGAAGAGAGGCUUUACAUUGUUCUGGUCUGCACAAGAAUGUGUCGACUGUGAGCGAAGUGGUGGGAGGUGUGGAUAUAAAUGGUUUCCAUUCCGGUUCCUGUGUUUUUGCCCUCAAUCAAUCCAGCCGGCGAGUUGCCCAAAUGGGAAACACAAAAAUCUAUGGAUUCUUGUCAUGGCGCUUAGUGUGGGAUUUGUGACAACUUUGUUUUUGCUUAUCUUAUGUUUCAAAAGAAAACUCAAAUGGCCAACUAAGACAAAGAACUGUAACAAUGUUGAAAACUUUCUAAAAAAUCAUGAAUUACUCGCGAAAAGGUACUCUUAUUUGCAAGUAAAAAAGAUGACAAACUCCUUCGAAGUCAAACUAGGUCAAGGCGGCUUUGGUUCUGUGUAUAGAGGAGUUCUAAGCGAUGGAAAUCUGGUGGCCGUGAAGGUUUUAAGCGAAUCAAAAGGUAAUGGUGAAGAUUUCAUAAAUGAAGUUGCAAGUAUUGGUAAGACUUCCCAUGUAAAUGUCGUAAGUCUUCUGGGAUUUUGCUUUGAGGGCCAUCAAAGAGCAUUGAUCUAUGAGUUCAUGCCUAAUGGAUCACUUGAGAAGUUCAUAUAUAACCAGGCUUCCUCGAGUAAUAGCCAACUUGGGUGGAAAAAGUUACAUGAGAUCGCUAUUGGGAUUGCUCGUGGCUUAGAAUACUUGCAUAUUGGUUGUAACACCCGCAUCUUGCAUUUCGACAUAAAGCCCCAUAAUAUUCUUUUGGAUCAAGAUUUUUCUCCCAAGAUAUCUGACUUCGGCCUUGCCAAGCUAUUCCCCGAGAAAAGAAGCAUGAUAUCAAUGUCCCAUAUGAUCAGAGGAACACCAGGAUAUAUUGCUCCUGAAGUAUAUUCUAGAAGUUUCGGGCAGGUAUCCCAUAAAUCAGAUGUUUAUAGUUAUGGGAUGAUGAUUUUGGAAAUGGCUGGAGGGAGGAAAAAUAUUGAGGUAGAAGUUGAUCAUACAAGUGAAAUAUACUUUCCUAAUUGGAUCUACAAAAAGCUUGAAUUAGAUGACGAACUUGGACUACAUAGGAGUAUGAGCAAUGAAGAAAAUGAGAUUACAAGAAAAAUGAUUAUAGUGGGUUUGUGGUGCAUACAAACUAAUCCCUUGAACCGACCAACAAUCACGAAAGCGUUAGAAAUGUUAGAAGGGGACUUGUCAUCAUUGGAAAUUCCUCCAAAACCUUAUUUGUCUUCUCCAUCAAGGUUGGGUGCUUCUUCAAUUACAGAUUAAUAAGAUCAUCAUUGUUCUUUACUAAAAUAUAUUUUUCAUGUGGUUAUAUCUCAUAGAUUUCUACCUGGGGACUUGUGGUGCAGAAAAUAUCAAAGCCAAUUAGAAAUUAUUAUAUACCGUGAAAACUUAUUAUUGAUUUUGGUUAACUUGUUACGUCA
Lactuca sativa (garden lettuce) is the source of this 2116-nucleotide messenger RNA. Its product is annotated as LEAF RUST 10 DISEASE-RESISTANCE LOCUS RECEPTOR-LIKE PROTEIN KINASE-like 2.5. NCBI's taxonomy places the organism in Eukaryota, Viridiplantae, Streptophyta, Magnoliopsida, Asterales, Asteraceae. Gene Ontology annotation, biological process: protein phosphorylation. The record is from RefSeq and is a predicted model, not a curated record. Gene Ontology annotation, molecular function: protein kinase activity; ATP binding; polysaccharide binding.